CCAGCCAAUAGCCAGGCUAAGAGCGAGUGUCGUGGCCCUUCCUCCUUUAGAUGCCCACCAGUCAACCAGUAGGAGGAGGAGGAGGAGCUGGGGUUGCAGGGGGAGCAUCGAUCUGUCACACGUUUGUGCUGAAAUUGAGCAGUUUGAGAAUUAUUUGCUCCUUUCUUAUGUAGCUUGCUCAACAGGUUUCUUGCACCCACACAGACAGACACAGAGAGAGAUGUCUGCAUUAAGCCCUAAUUCACUCUUUGGGAUGGGGAAUCCCUUGCUGGACAUUUGUGCUGUGGUGGACAAAGACUUCCUGGAGAAAUACACACUGAAGCCCAAUGACCAAAUCCUGGCUGAGGACAAACACAAAGCCCUGUUUGAUGAGCUAGUGAAUAAGUUCAAAGCUGAAUACCACGCAGGGGGAGCCACACAGAACUCCAUAAAGAUCGCUCAGUGGCUGAUCCAGGAACCUCACAAAGUGGGCACCUUCUUCGGAUGCAUCGGUAAGGACAAGUUUGGGGAGAUCUUGAAGAAGAAGGCCGAGGAGGCCCACAUUGAUGCCCAUUACUACGAGCAAGACCAGGAGCCCACGGGCACAUGUGCAGCGUGCAUCACCGGAGCGAAUCGAUCGUUGGUGGCUAACCUGGCUGCCGCUAACUGUUAUAAGAAGGAGAAACAUCUGGAUCUAGAAGAAAACUGGAAGUUGGUGGAAAAGGCUAAAGUUUGUUAUAUUGCCGGUUUCUUUGUCACAGUGUCUUUGGAGUCCAUGCUGAAAGUGGCCAAGCACGCAUCAGAAAAUAACAAACUGUUCUGUAUGAACCUGUCAGCACCCUUCAUCUGUCAGUUCUUCAAGGACCACCUGGUGCAACUGUUGCCCUACGUGGACGUGCUCUUCGGCAACGAGACGGAGGCUGCCGCAUUUGCGAAAGAACAAGCUUUUGAGACCAAAGACAUUAAGGAGAUUGCCAAGAAAAUACAGGCUCUGUCCAAAGUCAACAGCAAAAGACAAAGAAUUGUUGUCUUUACUCAGGGGAAGGAGGAAACCGUGAUGGCUCUCGGUGACAAAAUUGAGACCUUUCCAGUGAUGGCAAUUGAUCCCAAAGACCUGGUGGACACAAACGGUGCUGGUGACGCCUUUGUCGGAGGUUUCUUGUCUGGGCUGGUUCGAGAAAAACCGCUGGACCAAUGCGUCAGAGCGGCUCACUACGCUGCCAAUGUCGUCAUUAGAAGAUCGGGUUGCACGUUCCCCGAAAAGCCAAAUUUUGUUUGAUGCAUUUUAAUUGAUGUUUUGUUUCAUUUGAGACAAAAUGUCACCCCUGGUCAGUGCUUUUAUCCCAGUGCUUCCUCGCAGAUAAUUGUAUCUUUUUUUUUUUUUUUUUUUUUUUUUUUUUUUUUUUUUAAAUGUGCCAUUUGAUUUUUUUUGUGCCACCUCACAUUAGCAUGUCUUAUUUUCCUGUGCCUGGUGGCACUGCAGGAAUUAUUCAGAGGGAUUUUUGUCAGUCAUAAAAAAAAUGCAAAGUCAUCAAAUCAAAUUAUGAUAUUUAUAAUUUGGGCCAAAAACAAGACUGCUUUUUUGACAUCAGAACUGUCAAGUUGAGGACGCCACACUCAACUGAUUGGUUUGUUUUAAUGUUUUGUCACUUGUGUGUGACUUGUUUAGCCCAAUAAUGAGCACAUUUGUUUUUUUCAAAUGCAUGAAUUAAUAAGUGCCAAAGCCAAUGGCCACAAAAAUAUUGAGCUGAGACGUUAAACAUUUUCAAAUCGAGUGCAUUGUGUGAAUGGCCAUUCUAAUGGUGUCAUUUGUUUUUUUUCCUCCCCAAGUACCUCAACACACAGCUUUGUUAAAUUUGACAUAAAUGCCAGUUUAUCACAUUGUGAUAAGAUCUUGAUUUUACUGCUUCAGUUUGAUUUGGAUUAAUCAAUACUUGAAUACACAUUUGACAAUUUCUGAUGAAGCACAGUGGUGUAGUCUUCCUUUUCUAAUUGUUUUUAAAUCUUUGAUGUACAAUCUCAUUCAAUGAUGUUCAUGAUGCCUCAAGUGACCCUUUUGUCUGCUUCUUGCCAGACUUUGUAUUACGUGGAUAAAUAAAAUUAAAGUGUUGGAGAUCCCCCA
Syngnathus acus (greater pipefish) is the source of this 2101-nucleotide messenger RNA. RefSeq names its product adenosine kinase-like. Bases 221 to 1258 code for a protein of 345 amino acids. The record is from RefSeq and is a predicted model, not a curated record. Gene Ontology annotation, cellular component: cytosol; nucleus. Gene Ontology annotation, molecular function: adenosine kinase activity. NCBI's taxonomy places the organism in Eukaryota, Metazoa, Chordata, Actinopteri, Syngnathiformes, Syngnathidae. Gene Ontology annotation, biological process: purine ribonucleoside salvage. The transcript has 11 exons.